CUUUAGCGAGGCGGAAGUAAAAAAAAACAAAACAAAACCACCGGACGCUCCGGAAGUAUUUAUGGCUCGGUGGUUACUUGGAGUUGAGUGUAUUUAGUUGCCGGAAUCGUCGUCAUCAUGUUUCUGACGGUGGUCAAUUUGGCCAAGAAAGCCAAAUCAAAGUAUAUACUUGUGAGAAUGGUCAGUGAAGCAGGAACAGGCUGUUCUUUUAAUGUAAAAAGACUCCGGCUUCAAGACAAGCUGGUAAUGCUAAGAUAUGAUCGCUUUGUCAAACAGAAAGUCCUCUUCAAAGAACAAAAAAAGAUCUGUUCUGUGUAACUGAUGCUUGGCUAAGAAGAUUUGUGAAGACGUAUACAAGGAAAUACGAAGGUGGCAAUGCUGAAGAGAGAAAACGAACUGAGAUGGUCAAAGUCAAUUGUAAAUGAAAACAUCACUGAAAGAUAUUUAGAAUAUGGAUUUUCAUCAAUAACUUUGUUUUUAUACUUGUGAAUUAAAACUCUGAAUCUAC
Messenger RNA from Ahaetulla prasina, 508 nucleotides. RefSeq names its product mitochondrial ribosomal protein L33 (gene MRPL33). The record is from RefSeq and is a predicted model, not a curated record. Gene Ontology annotation, molecular function: structural constituent of ribosome. Gene Ontology annotation, cellular component: ribosome; mitochondrion. The transcript is spliced from 4 exons. Bases 118 to 318 code for a protein of 66 amino acids. Gene Ontology annotation, biological process: translation. NCBI's taxonomy places the organism in Eukaryota, Metazoa, Chordata, Lepidosauria, Squamata, Colubridae.